Molecule: messenger RNA, 644 nt
Organism: Amphiprion ocellaris (clown anemonefish)
Lineage: Eukaryota; Metazoa; Chordata; Actinopteri; Pomacentridae
Gene: efcab10
Product: EF-hand calcium-binding domain-containing protein 10
Exons: 4
Coding region: 123-524 (133 amino acids)
Source: RefSeq, a predicted model, not a curated record
ACAGAGAGCCUCCGGCGGGUAUCGAUCCUGCGCCUCAUCAUGUACGUCCAUCAUGAAGCAUCCAGACCGUUAGAGGCCGGUGUAUCAUAGCAACGAGUGGCAACAAAAGUUAACUGGAAAAGAUGGCGACGAGAGAGCAACAAGCCGCUGAUUACCUGGAGAAACACAAAAUCAGGGAGCUCAUGGAAAACCUGAUCAGCAUGCUCUUCUACUACAGACCCGAGAAUCCCAGAGAAUUUCUUAUUGAGCAGCUGAAGUUGGUGAAGCUUUCUCAACAGACUGGUGUGACAGGUCCAAAUCUGUUUGACGACUCUAACCUGGAUGCAGUCUUAGGGAUACUGGACCCUACUAAUCAAAAAUACAUCACUUUUGCCCAAUACAAGCAGGCUCUGAUCACACUGGGCAUAAAGGACAUUAAUGAAUGUCCUGACGGUGUAAAUGAAGACAGAAUAUCCUAUGAGACAUUCAAAACUGAAGCGGUGCAAGGCCUGCAGAGAUACUCAUCAACAUACGUACAACAAUGAAACCAGUGUCGACUUCCACUCAGCUCCUGUGUUAUGUUGUGUUGUGUUAUCUUAUGUAAUUCUAAAAAAAAAAAAAAAAAAAAAAAACUGGGGCUGCCAAACUUCAAGAAAUAACACAAA